AUGGCUCAAGUUAUGGAUCAUGCGAAUCAGGAAAUAUCCGGAACAUCUACAUUAGAUAGUUGGAACAUACAGACCACAAACGACAUGCUUCUGAUGCAAAUUUUUUGCCGCAAAAUGCCCAAAUGUGAAUUUCAUGCGCAUUUGAGUGGUUGUAUUAGCCUUAAAAUGCUACAUAUGCUGGAUUUAAGACGUCGAAAUGAAUAUGGGACCGAUAUAGCUUCCGAUGGUCUAAAUAAACUCAGUGAAUACAAUCGAAAGCCAAGGAAUUUGGAGGAAGCAUUCAAACUAUUUCCACUCAUACAGCAACUAGUUGUCCGACCUGAAGAUGUUACAGAGAUCUACACCCCGACAAACGACAUACAUGUCGAAGGAAGAAUAUGUAAAAGCGUCAUAACAGGUGUAGUCAAGUCCAGACAGCUUUUCCCGAACAUUUGCGUCCGUUUAUUGCUUAGCAUUGAUCGACGACAAACGGUUGAAGAAGCCGAAGAAACGCUAAAUCUGGCUUUGCGUUAUGGAAAAUAUAAUGAUGAUAAGGCAACAAGUGGAGUCAUUAUUGGUAUUGAUAUAAGUGGAGAUCCAAAAUAUGACGCACGGAAGUUUUUGCCGCUUCUGCGGAAAGUUAAGAAUGAUUUCCCCGUCAUUGCAUUUCAUCUAGCUGAGGUAAUUUGUGCAUAG
Loa loa (African eye worm) is the source of this 675-nucleotide messenger RNA. RefSeq lists its product as hypothetical. The transcript is spliced from 6 exons. The coding region runs from base 1 to 675 and encodes 224 amino acids. Lineage: Eukaryota; Metazoa; Nematoda; Chromadorea; Rhabditida; Onchocercidae. Gene Ontology annotation, biological process: adenosine catabolic process; inosine biosynthetic process. The record is from RefSeq and is a predicted model, not a curated record. Gene Ontology annotation, molecular function: adenosine deaminase activity.